Molecule: messenger RNA, 9944 nt
Organism: Caretta caretta (loggerhead turtle)
Lineage: Eukaryota; Metazoa; Chordata; Testudines; Cheloniidae
Gene: PPRC1
Product: PPARG related coactivator 1
Biological process (GO): positive regulation of transcription by RNA polymerase II
Cellular component (GO): nucleus
Molecular function (GO): RNA binding; transcription factor binding
Source: RefSeq, a predicted model, not a curated record
GGAACCCGGGGGGGGUGAAAGCGGCGCCCCCCAUCAUAUCCGGGGGGCUGAAGGCACCUGGCACCAAGCCCUGCACCGUCAGUGCAGAGCAGUGGCCGGCCUAGAAACAGGGCGGGGGUUCAGAGAAGGUGGCUGGCGAGCUGGCCAGGGUGGGGCUGCUCGUCGCAGACCACGGCAGAGCUGGUUUCUUGGGGAGCUUCUAGUGAGCAGGGCUUGAGAUGCACAUCGGGGUUUAGCGUCCGUCACAGCAGCGUGCCCGGCUGUCAUCCUCCAACACUCCCCGCCCUGGGUGUCCCACCCCUGGCUGUGCUGGCUGGCCAGGGCUGGGGGCUGUUUGCUCUUGCAUUCAAAAGGCAUCCAAUGAAGUGAGCUGUAGCUCACGAAAGCUCAUGCUCAAAUAAAUUGGUUAGUCUCUAUGGUGCCACAAGUCCUCCUUUUCUUUUUGCGAAUACAGACUAACACGGCUGUUACUCUGAAACCAUUCAAAAGGCAGUGGGCGUGUGACUUUCUUCAGGGACAGUGCUGAUGCACAGCUGCCUACCACCUGUAUCCUGCCUGAAAUAAUCCAUGGAGUGGUUUCGCUUCUUAAUUUUGUCAAGCUCCUCUGAGAAGCAAACCAUUGACAUGACUGGUUUUGCUUCUGGCCCGGCUUCUCCUCAGAGCAUGGUUUGCUUCUCUAGGGCGGAAAACAGAUCCGCAGUGCUUUGCGGGGUGUGUGUGUGUGGAGGAGACUUGUGUAUCUUAUCGCCAUGGGGCGGGGGGUGCCAGGUGACACCGGGUCAAGCUGGAGAAGGAGUCACAAAUUAAUCUUUGUGACCAGCGCAUGCCUAAUUCUGGGUUGGAGCAUUUGGGUAGAAAAGCCCAGUAUAGACAGCCAGCCUGUGUCCUUGUGUAAUUCCUGUAGACCUGUGCCGUUGUUCCUCAUAUUACCUGGGGGCAGGCCGUGGCUGAUUAGGAAAUGGGACACUUAAGCCUUGCCUGGAUUAGGGAAAUUUCCCCUGAGUGCUGUGUCCCCUCUGUCAUCCCCGUCCCCCCCCGCUUGGACUUCUGGAGUGUGCAGCGGGGCCGAGAGAAAUAAGAGUUUUGGAAGUUGGGAACUGGUGAGGGCCCUUUAACUUGGACUUGCCCCCUUGAGCUGUGUGUUCAGGGCUUAGAUACCCCAGCAAUAGGUCUGUUAAAGAUACCUUGACUAUGCUGGACAACAUGGAAUGCAGUGUGGUCUAGUGGAUGGAGCACUGGGCCGGGUUUCAAGAGUCCUCAUUUCAGUUUCUUGCUCUGCCCCCAACGUGCUGGGUGAGCUUUGGGCAAGUCACACCCUAGUCCCCUGCCUCAGUUUCCCCAUCUUUACAAUAGAGGUGAUGAUACUGGCUUCCUGUGUAAAGUGCUUUGAGCUGUAUGGAUGAGAAGUGCUAGACACAGAGAACAGAUUCUGGUUUUCUAGCUUCUCUUGAGAUUUAUGGGAGCUGUAGAGGACAUGAUUUCAUUUUUGCUUUUGCGUAGCAGGCACUUGCAGGGUGCUCUCUGGGAUGAUGGACAGGGGCUGGCCCUGCUUUAAUAGAGGACCUGAUGUUCUGAAAUGGCUUUGUCCUGAAUCAGAGCUCUGUAAGCUUGGAAGCUCGUCUCUCUCGCCAGCAGAAGUUGGGCCGAGGAAAGAGAUUCCCUCACCCACCUUGUUGCGCUUGUCCUGGGAAAGGCAUUUACUUUGUUCAUGUUUUACAAAGCACAUGUGUUCCCACGUCUGCUUGGAAGUCAGUUCACUUCACAGUUGCCCUGGAAGGAUGCACUGUAUCCUGAACGGGUUCUUUGCCUCUUCCCGCCGUCCGGUUUAACUGCCUCCCCGAGAUGCCUUGGCUGACUGGUAGGCAGCAGCUCUUGCCUUUUGGAAGCGUGGCUGCAGCUUGAGCUGUGUGGGAGUGUAGCUGACUAAACAGGGGGCUGUCCUGGAGGCUUUUGGUGAUAGAGGCAAAAUCAAAUGUAAGAACCCUCCCAAGUAUUUGCUGCGUGAUGUCACAUCCUUGUAUUCAGAUCCUUUCUGCCAACACAACGCACAGUGAUUUUAGGUUCUUGGAUAUGCCAAGAUUGGGGCUGUCACGCAAGUUGUGUUGAAAACUUGUUCCCUGGCUGCUUUUGUUCCCUGUUCUGCCCAUUGCCUACCCGCUAAGACCUGGCCCCGGGGACUGCCCUGCUCUAGAGCCCUAGAAUGGGACAGGUUCUCCAGUCCAGCCGCCAGGGCCCGGUCUGGCCUGCACUGGUGGUGAUGCCAGAGUGACUCUGGAAACCUUGGGGCCCCUUUGAGAGAUGUUUGUCCGCUGGGAACCUUCCAUUUAAGGGCGGCCAGCUUUGCCCAGGUAAGGCUGGGCUGGCAGCUCACCGGGAGAUCGGACUCUGUGCCUAGCAGGCUUGAAGUGAAGCAGGUGGAUGCCAUCUUGCACUUAAAUACAGAGGUGGGACCUGCAUCCCAGCAUGCCAUGCACCUGUGGGGCCAGGUGGCCUCUGCACAGCUCCAUAGAGGCUCCUUUGGGUUUCAGUGGGAGACUUGAUUCUCUACUUCUGCUGGUCUGCAACCUGACGCUGAGAGCCCUUGCUAGCGGCAGUGAGGGCUGAGGUUCCUCCUCUUGCUCACCCACUGAGGGGCCACUGGCAAAUGCCCCUUCCUGCUUCCAGUGCCCCCAGCUUGCAUUUCUAAUGAGGGCUGGUGUCCUGGGCCCAGAGAGCUCUGGGAAAGUGUCUUUGAAUGGUCCUCUCCAGAGCCUGGGAGCCCAGCUGUAGCCACGUCAAACCCUCGAGCUGCAAUGUUUCCGUCUGCUUUGGUGCCCCAGUCCGAGGAGGGAGAGAAGUUGUAGACGAGGCAACAAAAGCCAGUCAGGUGCUGGGGUUGGAGGAGGGAAAAAGUCAAGGCAGGAAAGGAAGUUAGUAAAAGGAGAGCUGUAACUCCACGAAAAACACUCAGGGUGUGAACUGACCCCGUCUGUGAACAGGAGGAGGUGGGAAGAACUGAAAAGGCACCACAUUUAAAAUGGCUCCAAGGGGAUCUUUUGGGGUACAUGGUCUCAUUAGCCAAUGACUCCCCCAACCUGUAGAACUCAUCGCUGCAGGAUAUUGAGGCAAGCAAGUCAGUAAGUUCUCUGAAGACAGCUCGUCGUUUUUCCCCAACAGCAGCUGCCAGGACACUACCUGUACGAGCAAAGUCUGGGGGCAACCUCUGCACGAGGGCGAAUCUCCCCUCCGAGCCAUAGCACCGCACAGUGAGGUGAUGCGGGAGAAUUGACCCCUUCCUUUGAACCAUCCAGCAUUGGCCAUGCACAUCCAGGGCAAUGGACUAGAUGGACCACUGAUAUAUUCCCAUGUGGCUGUCGACUGCUCAGUCCUGCAGGAGGCGCUCUCCCCUCCCACGGGAGUUUGAUUUUGCUAUCCCUCGUUGGACUCCUGAAAGCAUCUUUUUAAUUGUGACGCAUUUGUAACCGUGCAGUGGCCUGGAUGCUGCAAUAGUGAAGCAUCAGGGUGGGGUUCCUUGCGAACUGGACUGCAAAGGCCGACGCUGUAUGAGCUGCUGACUGGUCUGACUGCAGCGAUUCCGAUUCUUGCAAACUCCUGUUCGACCGCGUGGCUCCUCCCUGGGGUGAGCUGCGCCUGCUUGUUCCAGCUGACUCCAAGCUCUGCAGUAAGGGCUGGGUUCCUGGGCGUCGUCCCAGCUCCUUUGAUCAUCCCUGGGAUCUCCAGACUGAUUCACCAGAGACCGUUCUGAAAUGACAGGUUUCAGAGUAGCAGCCGUGUUAGUCUGUGUUCGCAAAAAGAACAGGAGUACCUGGGCUCUGGAGGGGAAUGCCGUGCUUGGGGUUAAGCUGGGUUUUACACGUUACUUUCCCACUGCGUACUGGAGUAAUACAAGAUAAUAAACCAUGGCAGCAUAAUUCAUACCGAACACUCGUCUUCUGCGUGAGACAGGAGAGUGAUCUCAUUCCUGUACAGGACAUGGAUCUGCAGCUUGUGUCAAGCAAUCCACCAAACACAAGCUACAGAUCACAGCUCUGUCUUUAGUUCACUUUCUAGGGGCCUUUGCUUCAAGAAUAUUGAUGCUUUGGCAUUAGAGAAAUGACCAGUCCCCACAGCAGCAGCUGCUCGGGGAACUUGCAUUGGGCAGCAAAGAAGUUUUUCAUGCUGUCCUGGCGUAGGAGCUGAUCAUGUGACACAGAUUCCAACCCCUUCCCCUGGUAUUUGACUGCAGAACUGAAACUGUCCAUUUAAAAGCCCGAGCCUGGGUUUCUAAGUUCAGCUCCUAAGUAAGAGGUGGAGGUGAGCUGCUGCUGUUCCCAGGGACUCAAGCCGGAGUCGGGGCUGGUUGGGACCUCUGUAAAUGAGGUCACCUUUAUGUAGUAGCAGAACUUCAGGGGCCCAGGUGGAAAGUUAAAUCCCUAGCUGUUCCGGUGGCCAAGAAAACCUGCUGAACGUGCCCCCCAGGGGAUGCUGCCUUCUUGAGUCUAAGCAGCCCUGAGAGGCGAGAAUUGCCCCGUUCAUCUCAGGGGGGCAUGCCUGUUGAGACUGGAGGUCCAGGACUCUGGAGAGCUAUGCAGAUGACUCAAGCAGUGCUUCUCUCUGGAGGAAGAUGAGCUGAGCCUGCACUUGGUUCCCGCCUGCAGCGAUGCUAUCCUGGAGGCCGAAGGGAUCCUGGGAACGAUGCAGAGCUACCUCGAUUCCUCCGUGAUCUCUAUCAUCGAGGACUUCAGCACCCUGACCGAGAGCAAGGCCUGCCUGGAUGCACCGAACGAGCUGUCGCUGCUGACGGCCAUCACCGAGAUCCUGGACAGCACGGACGACGAGACCCUGUCUCCGUUUGACACCACCCUGGACUCGGAAUUGCUGGCACAGCCCCGGGACCGGGAGAGUUCUUCGUUUCAGAAGUUUCUCAGCUUGUCCCGGGCCUCCCCUGAGCGCAGUGUUCCUGCCCUAGAUGAUCCGUGGGGCCUCAGCGGCCCAGCUGCCAUCGGCAAGGUGGGGACGGGCCCUGGGGAUCUGCCCUGGAACGGCCUCGAAGAGCCGGCAGCACCCAAGCAGGGCAGCAGCAGAGCGGCCCGGGCGGAGCGGAAGCUGCCCAGGCCCCAGCCCCUCCCGCAGCGCAGCGACGGGGAGGAGGAGGAGGAGGCUGCUAGCCCUGGGCAGCACGGCAGCGUGGUGGCAGCUGUGGGGCUGCGGGAGAGCCCCCUGGGUUUGUGCGCCGAGGCUGGGGGUGAGGAGGCGGUGUGGCCGGAAGACAGUGACGCUCCCUGCAUCAUCAGCACGGGGGCCGGGUCCCUCAGCGAGCUGGUGAAGUCCAUGCACCCGUACUGCCUGCCCACGCUCACCGUGUGCCUGGACCCUGCCAGCGAGCCGGUGGCGAAGGACUUCUUAACCGGCCCGCUCCUGCUGGAGAUCGUGCCAGGCGAAGGCGAGAGCCUGGAGAUCCCCGUGGUCCUGCAGCAGCUGGGCCCAGAAGCGCAGCUCCCAGCUGAAGGGCAGGGAGCCUGCGGUUGCCCAGCUGGCAAGGGGGAUGGUGCCCUAGAGCUGUCACCUAUGGAUGGUGUGUUGCCAGUGGGAACGCCUGCCCAGGGGUGUGAGACUGGGGGCCAUGGCAGGGCCCCCCAAGCGGAGCCUCCCAGCCUGACCCAGGCGAGAGAGUCCCCCCGGGGGGUUGACCCUGAAGCAAAGGAUGAGGAGAGGCAAAGAGACCAAUAUCUGGAGAGCAGCUCCCGGAGCAGUACGGAGGCGCCAGCGGGCGGGAAGCGCCAGGGCACCGAGAAGGGCCGAGGGCGUGAGAGGGCCAGGAAAAGCCGGAAAAAGAAAAGGGAGGAAUCGCAGAAGGGCCAGGCCAAGCCUGAUGGGGACUGCAUGGUCCGCAGGCUCCUUUCCACAUCCUUGGUGCAGCCGCCAGCCACCCAGCGCUCCCCAAGCUGGGCAGCCCGGCCCUCCAUGCAGGUGUCCACCUUCCUGGAAAGGCAGCUGGAGCAGGCCAAGAAGGAAGGGCAGAUGGAGCUGCGAUCGGCCCGAGGGAGACCGCGGGCAGCGGCAGCAGGGGGCACCCUGCAGAGGAAGGGUCACCCUGAGGUGCAGAAGGAGCUGGAGGCUGAGAAGCCCAACACGCAGCCAGCUGUGCAGAGUGCUGAGACCCCCGGGCCCUCGGAGCAGGCCGUGCCCAGCCCCGGGGAGCAGCCGGCUGCCGUGGGACGCGGCCCAGCGGAGCAGGGAGAGGUAGCUCCUGGGUGCGGUGAGGGGAACCAGCCUGCCCCCACCAAGGGGAGCAUUGGCCCAGAGACCACCCCCCCACACGGUGACCUCAGUGCUGAGGGGGAGGCUCCCCGGAGCCCGCAGGAAGUGGAGCGGGCUGGGGCCGAGGCUGCCGGCUGGCCGUCCAAGCCCAAGGCGCUCAGCCUGACCGAGUACCGGCUGCGGAUGCUGCACCGCCAGCCCAGCGGGGCCGACGGGAAGGAGGGGGAGAAGCAGGCAGCGAGCAAGUGGCCCAGCGUCCCCGAGCCCCCCACGGAGCUGGCCGAGAUCCCGUGCCUAAUGGCACCCGUGCGCCCCCUGCCCUCACAGCCUGCCCAGCCCGUGAAGAUGCCCAGCUCCCAGAGGGGCCCAGAGAAACCUGCCAGCCCCCCAGCCACCCCUCCUCUGCCCAGAAAGGCACCUGCAGAGCCCCCCCAGACCGUGCCGGCUCCAGUGCCCCCGGGGCUGCAGCUGCCUUUCCUCCCGCCGGCCCUGGGAGCUGCUGCUGCAGCAAUCCCCCUGGCCUCCACAGCUCCCUAUGCCCUCUACCCACCGGUGCCUUCCUGGCCUUGCUUUGGCCCCCCACCUGCCGGCUACCCCAGCCUGCCUCCACCACCGGCCGCUGGCGGGUCGCCCAACGCCUUUCACCUGGUGCCUGGCCUGCCCCCGCCAGCCCUGGCCUGGCCCCCCCCUGCCCUGCCACCACCUCCCUUCGGUCCAGGUGCGCCAUGUGCCCCCAUGGGCUGGGCCCUGGGCCUCCAGCCGUCCUACUGGCCCGGGGUCCCCCUGCCACCUGCAGUGCCUCCAAUGGUGUACAGCGAUCCAGGGGCAAAACCCUUCCCAGCUAGCCCUCUCCCCUUCCCAGCUAGCCCUCUCCCCUUCCCAGCUAGCCCAGCCGCCCCGGCACCAAGCUGCCAAGAGCCCUCAGUUUUCACAGCACAGCCAAUGAAGCCAGCGCUAGCCAAGCACGAGGUGCCAGCCCAGCCCCCCCAGCGCGGGGCACAGCCCUCGGCCAGGGCCGCUGGUGGCCGGGCAUCUGACCCCAGGAGGCAGAGCCGGCCUGUGGGCGAGUCAUCUGCCACCCAGCCUGUAGGGCAGCCCCCUGCCCCCCGGCCUGUGGGUGAGUCACCCACUGCCCAGCCCCCUAUUGCCAUGGCCCGGACUGUGGGGGAGUCAACUGCUGCUGGGCCUGUGGGGCAGCACCCUGCCCAGCCCUUGAGGGAGCCCCCAGCCCCCCGGCCUGUGGGCGAGUCGCCCACUGCCCAGCCCGUUAUUGCCACUGCCCAGCCUGUGGGAGAGUCUGUUUCUGCUGCUGCCCCUCGGCCUGUGGGAGAGUCCCCUGCUGCCCAGCCUAUGGGGGAGCCCCCUGCUCACCCCACAAGGGAGACCUCUGCCCCACAGCUUGUGGGAGAGUCACCUGCUGCCCAGCCCAUGGGGCAGCCGCCUGUUGCCACUGCCUGGCCCGUGGGGGAGCCUGUUUCUGCUGCUGCCUCCCAGCCUGUGGAGCAGACUACGAGGGAGCCCACUGCCCCCCAGCCUGUGGGGGAGCCUCCUGAUACCUGCCCCAUGGCAGAGGCUGCAGCUCCAGCAAAGGUCCCACUGGCCAGCCUGCUGGAGGGGGACCGGCCAGACCCCAAGGGAGCUGUCCUGCAGGAGCCCCGGCCACCUGGGCGCACGUCCGUCCGCGGGAAAGCAGGGGCACCGCUGAGAGCGCGAGAGGAGAGCCAGCCCACCAAGCUGGCCCCUGCCCGGCCAUGGAGACACCGGCCCCUCGUCAGCCCAGCCCAGCCUGGCGCCAGCAAGGACAUUGUGCAGGCCUUCAUCAGCGAAAUCGGAAUCGAAGCCUCCGACCUGUCCAGCCUGCUGGAGCAGUUUGAGAAGACCGAAGCCACGAAGGAGGCGCUGCAGGUGCGACGCCCUGGAGACAGGCUGGUGCCGGGGAACGCUUGCAGGUCCGAGAGCCACCCGGACAAGAACCCGCUGGACAGCCUGCAUGCCCCGGAGCUGGCCAACGUCGCUGGCCUCACCCCGCCAGCGACGCCGCCCCACCAGCUCUGGAAGCCCUUGGCUGCUGUCUCGCUGCUGGGGAAGCCCAGGUCCCCCGGGGCCGCCGCCCAGGAGGGCAGCCAGAGAACUGCCAAGUUCAUGGAGGCCAAGCCACUGCCCCAGAGCAAACCUCGGGGGAAGGGCCUGUCCCCCACAACCUGUGGCCCACCCCCCAGCCACGUGGGUUCUGGAGACCAUGACUACUGCGUCCGUGGCCCCGGCCAGCCAGAGGAGGGCGCCAGGCUCCCCAGCGUGCCGGCCCCGUCGGAGCUGGGCUCCCGCUGGAAUGUGAAGCAUCACCAGGAUAUCACCAUCAAGCCGCCCUCCUCCCUCCCCACACGGACGCUGGCCGGGCCCGGGCUCAGCCCCCGGCCUGGUGCCGCCCCUGGCUCCAGCGAGCAGCUGGAUCACCGGACUAGUGCCCGAAGCCAGGCUGCCGCUGGCAGGAGCAGCUCCCCCACCUCGGUCCUGCUGUCUCCGGACGCGUCCCCCUGCCGGGACGAGGAGCCGCAGACUCGGGACCCGCAGCCGAAGCAGCUGGCUACCAAAAGGUCCCUGCACUGCUACCGGAGACGUGGGGCCUCGCCGAGCCCCCGGGCCCGCGCCAGCCGCUCUUUCAGCUCCACGUCCAGCGGGGCCAGCGCCUCCUCCUCUUCCUCCUCCUCCUCCCGGUCUCGAUCCCGGUCGCUGUCCCCCCCACUGAAGCGGUGGCGAAGGUAUCGCUCGAGACGCUCCCGCAGCUCCCACUCUUCCUCCCGCUCGAGCUGCGGGUCCUGUGGCCGGUCCCGGGGAAGGUCCACGUCCUCGUCCUCGUCCUACUCGUCCAGAUCCUCCUCGGCUUCCCGCAGCUACUCCCGCUCCCCAUCCCCCCGCAGGAGGAGUAACCGGAGGAGAAGAUACGAUUACUGUGACCCUCCGGAUCACUGCCAGCACCAGAAAGUCCUCCACAAGGAACGUGCAAUAGGCCGGCUCCUCCCACACCAGGGCCCAGAGCUGAGCCUCCCCAGGCAGAGAAAGGGGACGCCCUGUGAGGAGAGGAGAGUCGUCUUCAUCGGCAAGAUCCCCAGCAGGAUGACGCGGGCAGAGCUCCGGCACCGCUUCUCUGUGUUCGGGGACAUCGAGGAGUGCACCCUCCACUUCCGGGCUGAGGGGGACAACUACGGCUUUGUCACCUACCGCUACGCCAAGGAGGCCUUCGCCGCCAUCGAGAGUGGCCACAAGCUGCGGCGCCCGGACGAGCAGCCCUUCGACCUGUGCUUCGGGGGGCGCCGCCAGUUCUGUAGGAGGAACUACGCGGACCUGGACUCCAGCCGGGAAGACUUCGCCCCCGCCCCCAUCAAGAGCAAGUUCGACUCCCUCGACUUCGACACCUUAUUGAAGCAGGCGCAGCACAACCUGCGGAGGUAGUGCCAGGCCCGUGGCGGCUGCCUCCGGUGCCCGCGGGAGGCGCCAGCUGGCGGCCCGGCCCGGCCUGGCUGCAGCCGAGCCAGGCCGCACCGAGAAAUGCAAAGACAAAAGAAGUGUCAAACCAGAUUUUUUUAAACAAUUUGUUUUUAUAACAAGUAUUUAAGGAAGAUGAAUCCCCUCUGUUAACUGAGGGGCUGGAGGCAAAUGGCUGCCGCAGCCCAGUCACCCCGGUUAAUAAACCCGGGUCCAACCUC